Messenger RNA from Ichthyophthirius multifiliis, 2052 nucleotides. RefSeq lists its product as hypothetical. The transcript is spliced from 4 exons. Lineage: Eukaryota; Ciliophora; Oligohymenophorea; Hymenostomatida. Gene Ontology annotation, molecular function: S-(hydroxymethyl)glutathione dehydrogenase [NAD(P)+] activity; S-formylglutathione hydrolase activity; zinc ion binding. Gene Ontology annotation, cellular component: cytosol. The record is from RefSeq and is a predicted model, not a curated record. Gene Ontology annotation, biological process: formaldehyde catabolic process.
AUGAAAAUUCUAACAAACCUAAGGAAAAGUAAUAACCUGUAAAGCUGCUGUAGCCUGGGAAGCUAAAAAGCCUUUAGACUACACCGAUGUAUAAGUAGAAGCUCCAAAAAAAGGAGAAGUCCGUUUAAAGUACUAGCUAAUGCUUUAUGUCAUACUGAUAUUUAUACCUUAGAAGGUCAUGAUCCUGAAGGACUUGUCCCAAGUAUAUUAGGUCAUGAAGCCGCGGGAAUAGUAGAAAGUGUAGGUGAAGAUGUAACUUCUGUAAAACAAGGAGAUUUAGUAAUUCCUUGCUAUACUCCUGAAUGUAGAGAAUUUUCUUGUAUCUAUUGUUGUAGUGAAACUACUAAUUUAUGUCCAAAAAUAAGAUCAUUCUAAGGUAAAGGAUUAAUGCCUGAUGGAACAAGUAGAUUUUCAAAAGAGGGAAAACAAAUAUUUCAUUUCAUGGGUUGUUCUACUUUUUCUGAAUAUACAGUUGUCGCUGAAAUUUCAUGUGCUAAAAUAAACUCAUAAGCAGAUGCAAAUUAAAUAUGUUUAUUAGGAUGUGGAAUAUCUACAGGAUGGGGAGCCGCAAUGAACACUUGUAAAGUUAGAAACGGAUCCUCUGUUGUAGUUUUUGGAUUAGGAGCUGUUGGUUUAUCGGUUGUAUAGGCUUGUAAAAUGAGGGGGGCUAAAAAGAUAGUUGGAAUAGAUUUAAAUAGUUUGAAAUUCGAUGUAGCUAAGUAGUUUGGAUGCACAGAAUGUUGGAAUCCAACUGAAGUUUAAAAAAAUUAUGGAAAAAGCAUUAAAGAGCAUUUACUUUAAUUAGAAACGUGGGGAUAUGAUUAUACUUUCGAUUGUACUGGAGUCACUUCAGUUAUGCGUGACGCAUUAGAAAUUUCACAUAGAGGAUUUGGUGAAAGUUGUGUUAUUGGCGUUGCAGCUUCGGGACAUGAAAUAUAAACAAGACCCUUCUAAUUAAUUACUGGUAGAUAAUGGAAAGGAACAGCUUUUGGAGGCUGGAAGAGUAGAACAGAAGUUCCUUAGUUAGUUUAAUAAGUACAAAGAGGUGAAUUAUAAAUUGAAUAAUUCAUAACUCAUAAAAUCGAAGGACUUUAAAACGUUAAUUAAGCUAUAGAUGCAUUACAUUCAGGAAAUUGCUUAAGAGCUGUUGUUUAGAUUAAUAAUAGGCCAGGCUAUGUGAAAGAGGAGGCUUAUAAAUAUGUCCCUAGUGUAUAUGCUAGUCAUAGAACAUUCAAUGGAUAUGUGAAAAGAGUUAGACAUUUUUCAAAAGUAAAUGAUUGUGUAAUGUCUUUUUCGAUUUUCAUACCUGAUUUCAAAAAAAGAAUUGAUUAAUACCCUCCUGUUCUUUAUUAUUUAUCCGGUUUGACAUGCUCAGAUGAAAAUGCGUUGGUUAAAAGUGGGUUCGCAAGCUUUGCUAGUAAAUAUUAAAUUGCUGUUGUUUUCCCAGAUACUAGUCCUAGAGGAGUUAAAAUCGAAGGAGAUAAUGAUAAUUGGGAUUUCGGAGUUGGUGCAGGAUUUUAUUUAGAUGCUACUGUUGAUAAAUGGGCGAAAAAUUAUAACAUGUAUAGUUAUAUUUGUUAGGAAUUGCCUAAGGUUGUUGGAGAUUAUUUCCCUGUGGAUAUUUCAAAGGCUGGUAUUACAGGCCAUUCUAUGGGAGGUUUAGGUGCUUUGAGCUUGUUUUUGAAAAACCCACAUAAGUAUUUAAGUGUAUCAGCUUUCGCACCUAUUUGUAAUCCUACUUAAUGCGAUUUUGGGAAAAAAGCUUAUUAAGGAUAUUUAGGAAGCGUUGAUAAUGGAAAAUAAUAUGACCCAACUGAAUUAUUAAAGAAUUUAAAUGAUUUGGGUGAUAAAAAGAAAAUUCUUAUUGAUUAUGGUGAUUAGGAUGAAUUUAAUCAUUAGCUUCUUAUAAGUAAUUUUGAAAAAGUUGCUCAUGAGAAAAAAUAUCCGGUUGAAAUUAGAGUCUAAGCUAAUCAUGGACACUAAUAUUAUUUUGUUUAAAGUUUUAUUGAAGAUCAUUUCUUACAUCAUGCUAAAUAUUUAAAAUAAUUGUGA